Molecule: messenger RNA, 1077 nt
Organism: Andrographis paniculata
Lineage: Eukaryota; Viridiplantae; Streptophyta; Magnoliopsida; Lamiales; Acanthaceae
Exons: 2
Coding region: 46-888 (280 amino acids)
Source: RefSeq, a predicted model, not a curated record
CAUUGCACUAAAACAAACACAGUUAGACUAGACCCCAGAAAAAUAAUGAUGAUAAGAAAAACAUCUUUCCCCAUGAAAAGAUGGUCUUCUUCUUCGUCCAUGGAAGCUCCAUCAAAGAUCUCUCAUCAGUUCCCAACUUCCCCUGUAGAAGAAAUCACGCAUUACACGCACUCACAGCACCCCCUCACUAAGAUAUCCUCGCCGGAGCUCUUCGUGUGCGCCGGCUGCAAGGAGUACGGCGCCGGCUAUCGAUUUGCUUGCCAGCAGUGCGAGUUUCAGCUGCACGAGUUCUGCGCCGCCCCCCGCCCGCUUCUCAAGAACCACCCCCUCCAUGGCCAGCACCAAUUAGUCUUUCAUGUCAAGCCCAAACAAGCCAAAGCUGGAAUGGCAUGGCCUAAGUGCAAUGUGUGCGCCAAGUCGAUCAAGGGAUUUACCUAUCGAUGCAAGGCGUGUAGCUUUCAGAUGCAUCCUUGCUGCGCCAUGCUCUCCACGGAGAUCCUAUUCGCAGUCCAUCCCCAUCCCUUGAAGUUGUUGCCGGCUAUUAGUACAUCGCCGGUGGCCAUUAAUGGAGGCAGUGCUGCCACGGCCACAGCCACCGCCUGUGGGGAGUGCAACAAGAGGAGAUCAGGAAGAAUGUAUCGAUGCACUGUGUGCGACUACCAUCUCCACGCCACAUGCGCUAAAUCCCAAAUCAAUGGCCUCCAAGCCAAUGGAAUCCCCACACCGGAGAAGCCGAGCCCUUUGGGGACUGCAGCUCGUUUGGCGUCUCAGGUGGUCAUAGAAUUCAUCGGGGGACUAAUCGAGGGGUUUGGAGAGGGAGUUGGAGAAGCCAUAGUGCAGAACAUCACAAGAGGUAGGUGUAUGUCGAGAAGACGAAUUCAAGAAUAAGUAUGGAUACUGUAUUGAAAAAUCAAUUGUGUGAAUUUUAUUAAUUUGUUACCUGCUGCAGCCAAACUUGUGCAUAGGUCGAUCUGUAUAUGUUUGAUUGCUAAGGUACAUACAAAUAUAUGUAUAUUGUGCGAUCAUACUGUUGUACUUUCUAUUGCCUUGAAGUAAUGAAGGAUAUCUUUCUGCACA